Messenger RNA from Otolemur garnettii (small-eared galago), 2547 nucleotides. RefSeq names its product IQ motif containing with AAA domain 1 like (gene DRC11L). Gene Ontology annotation, molecular function: ATP hydrolysis activity; protein binding; ATP binding. The coding region runs from base 1 to 2547 and encodes 848 amino acids. NCBI's taxonomy places the organism in Eukaryota, Metazoa, Chordata, Mammalia, Primates, Galagidae. The record is from RefSeq and is a predicted model, not a curated record. The transcript is spliced from 19 exons.
AUGUCUGAGGAACCAUACCCACUCACUCUCCUGUGGGCCCCUCUGUUUACUGAAGUUGGAAGGGCUGGGGGCUCAGGGUGGGGGUGCUACCUUCCCUCCAGAGCCUACCAGCGCCUCUGGGAGUCCUCCCAUGUGACCCUGCAAGAGCUGCUGGAGCAAGAGCAGCCUCUGCUGGAACCCGUGCCCGAGAGGGAGCGGCAGUCCUUCCAGUACCGGAUUGCGAUGUUCUACCUGCACUACCUGGGGCUGAUGCGCGGGUUUGACACCGCCUACGACCAGAUGGUGCAGCCGCAGAAGCGGCGGCUGCUGCGGCGCCUGCUGGAUUGCGUGGUGGGCCGCGUCCUGGAGCUUAAGGAAGAGCUGGUGCGUGUAGACCUGAGCGAGUACCACUGCCUGGACCGCGUGCUGCAAGAUCUCAAACUCACCCCGGUGGAUCUAGAGGUUCCAAUCCCCAAAUACUUCUUGCUGGAACAGUCCAGUGCUAUACGGGAGCGAAGGCUGAUGCUGGCUGAGAUCUUGUCCAGAAUGGAGCCAGUGUACCCCCAUGAGACUGUUCCAGCAAUGCACCGGACUGAGGCCAUAAUUCUACUGCAAAAGGCCGAACGGGCCAGGCAAGGCAGGCUCCGGGCUACCUUCAUGCGAGAGAUUCGAAGAGAGGAGGAGCGGGAUCGGAGGAUUUGGGAGGAUGAGUGGCACAAAUUGAGUCAGGACCAAGCAGCUGUCACAGUACAGAAGGUGUGGAAAGGUUACCUGCAGAGGAAACGCACUCAGCAGGACCGGCGAGCAGAGAUGGAGUUCAUUGGCAUGCUGCCCCCGCCCAACCAGGGGGAGCACCUAGGCAUCAUUUCCCAGGCUUUCCUUGGUGAUGAAGUCCGGAGGCUCCGCCAGGUGGAAAAGGAGGAGGAGUUCCAGGUGGCCAUGGAGAAGGCCCACAGCUCCCUGACAGAGACGGAGGGGCCUGACAUAAAGGAACAUAUGAAGGAACAAAUCCGUCAGUGGUUCAUCGAGUGCCACGCCCUUACUGGUCGGUUCCCUGAUUAUCCAGACGAGUCCUUAGGUGGAUCCUACCUGAUCUUUGCAGACAAAACUCCAGAACAGGUGAGAAUGGAGCUGGAGGUGCAGGUUCAGGAGAACAAAAAAAAAGACCAAGAAAAAAAUAAGGAAAAAGAAAAUGAAAAAAAGGAGAAGAAGAAGAAAGGGAAGGAAGAAAAGGCCAAAAGGGGGGAAGACAUAACACUGCAAGUGCUGCCAUCCAAGGUCAUCCCUGCAAUUAACGCAGGACAUGAGGAGUACUUAAACCUGUGGAAGAAUCGGCAAGACGGCAUGCACCCCAGUCAGAACUUUGACUCUGAGACGCUCCGGGAGGAGAAGAGGAAGGAAGUGGAGCAGGAGAUCCGGAUACAGGUGGAUGAGCUGAUGCGCCAGGAACUAAGGAACAUGCAACUGGCCGUGGACAGAGAGGAGGGGAGACCCUUGAAGCCUCCGAAGAAAAAGCCUGGGAAGAAAACUGGCAAGAAGAAGGAAAAAGACCUGACCUCAAACAGGUCCCUGGACACUCUGUACGAAGAACUUGUUGUUUUAGGCCUUCUAAAGAAGAGUGAGACGGUAGCACUGAAAGACUACAUUGGUGACUGCCUCUAUCUUGGAUCCACUCUGACUUUUGCAAACAAGUUGCCCAUGCCCUCCUUGUUUGACAUACGACAGAACAUGGCCUUGUAUGCAGUCCUGCGUCUUGGCUCCCCAGACAUCCAUGCCAUGGCUCCCCUUAUCCGCUCCAUCCUCCUGGUGGGCCCCUCCGGCAUGGGGAAGAAGAUGCUAGUUAAGGCUGUGUGCACAGAAACUGGUGCCAACCUGUUUGACCUGUCACCCGGCAACCUGCAGGGCAAAUAUCCUGGCAAGACCGGGACACAGAUGAUGGUGCAUAUAGUCUUUAAGGUGGCCCGGCUCCUGCAGCCCUCUGUGAUCUGGAUUGGAAAUGCUGAGAAGACCUUCUAUAAGAAGAUCCCAAAAGAAGACAAGGAGAUGGACCCAAAGAGAAUAAAGAAGGACCUCACCAAGGCCAUGCGACUGCUGGUUCCUGGAGACCGUGUGAUGCUGAUUGGGACAACUGACCGGCCACAUCUGGCAGAGCUGAAGGGGCUAUGCCGGGUUUACGAGCGGAUUCUUCUGAUGCCCCGGCCUGACUAUGCUUCUCGCUUUGUACUCUGGAAGCAUAUGAUAGAAGCCCGGGGCAUUCAAAUGACCCGGAGCCUGGACAUCAGUGCCCUGGCCAAGGUGUCUGAUGGCUACACGCCUGGUCACAUUCUCCAAGCCAUCCAAUCAGUGCUGAAUGAGCGGCGGCUCCUGCAGCUGGUCAAGCGGCCCUUGGUGGCUUCAGAAUUCCUGGGACAUCUGGCAAAACUAGAUCCAGUAUACAGGGAGGAGGAGGAGUCCUUGAAGGACUGGUACUUCAAGACUCCACUGGGCAAGAAGAACUUGAAACUCAGCAAGGACUAUCUGGACGCUGAGGAAGCCAAGCUGGCCAAGGAGAAGAAGAAAAGGAAAUGA